AAUGCUCCAGGGCGGCAACUCGGAAGUUAACCUCACCUCGAUCCACGAAAACCACAAUCUCCGGAUCCCGGCCAAUUGGCAUCCCAUACCUCUGCUCUGCCGAGCAGAGAACACUUGCCAUGCUGUCACGUACUGCGGUGCCGACCAAGGCGUCGGCGAGGACAAUUUCGAGCGCCGUUUCCAGCGCGACAUCGCCGCAAUGUCGCUCGUUCGCUACGGUCCAGGACGCCCCGAAGCGCACCUACGGCGGACUACGGGACCAAGACCGCAUCUUCCAGAACCUCUACGGCCGCUAUCCGCCCGACCUCAAGCACGCUAAGAAGAUGGGCGACUGGCACAAGACCAAGGAGAUCAUUCUCAAGGGGCACGACUGGAUCAUCGGCGAGAUCAAGGCGUCCGGCCUGCGCGGGCGUGGUGGAGCUGGCUUUCCCUCGGGGCUGAAAUGGUCGUUCAUGAACUUCAAGGACUGGGACAAGGACAACAAGCCGAGAUACCUGGUGGUCAACGCCGACGAAGGUGAGCCAGGCACCUGCAAGGACCGCGAGAUCAUGCGCAAGGACCCCCACAAGCUGGUCGAGGGUUGUUUGGUUGCCGGGCGUGCCAUGAAUGCCACGGCCGCCUACAUCUACAUCCGUGGCGAGUUCAUCCAGGAGGCCGCCGUCCUACAAAACGCGAUCAAUGAGGCCUAUGCCGAGGGUCUGAUCGGCAAGAACGCCUGCGGUUCCGGCUACGACUUUGACGUCUACAUUCACCGCGGUGCCGGUGCCUACGUCUGUGGUGAGGAGACCAGCUUGAUUGAGUCCCUCGAGGGCAAGCCCGGCAAGCCCCGCCUCAAGCCGCCCUUCCCCGCCGCCGUCGGCCUGUUUGGCUGCCCGUCGACCGUCGCCAACGUUGAGACUGUCGCCGUAGCACCCACCAUCUGCCGUCGCGGUGGCAGCUGGUUCGCAGGCUUCGGCCGCGAGCGCAACCAGGGCACCAAACUCUACUCCAUCAGCGGUCACGUCAACAACCCGUGCACGGUCGAGGAGGAGAUGAGCAUUCCUCUGCGCGAGCUGAUCGAAAAGCACUGCGGUGGUGUGCGCGGCGGGUGGGACAACCUCCUCGCCGUCAUCCCGGGCGGCUCGUCGACGCCGAUUCUGCCCAAGCACAUCUGCGACGACCAAUUGAUGGACUUCGACGCGCUCAAGGACAGCCAGUCAGGGAUGGGCACCGCGGCCGUCAUCGUCAUGGACAAAAGCACCGAUGUGGUGCGCGCCAUCUCCCGCCUCAGCCACUUCUACCGCCACGAGUCCUGCGGCCAGUGCACCCCCUGCCGCGAGGGCAGCAAGUGGACAGAGCAGAUCAUGCAGCGCUUCGAGAAGGGCAUGGGCCGCGAGCGCGAGAUCGAUAUGCUGCAGGAGCUGACCAAGCAGGUCGAAGGCCACACAAUUUGCGCUCUUGGUGAAGCCUUCGCAUGGCCCAUUCAGGGUCUGAUCCGCCACUUCCGGCCGGAGCUGGAGGCGCGCAUGCAGAAAUUCGCCCAGGAGAACGGUGGUGCGGCUUUGGCUGGCGGUUGGGAUCACAAUGCGAGGGAGCAGGGCACGCUCGUCUCCCCUGGCAUGUAAAGGAACUGGAUGACUGCGCGCAUAGAAGGGAGCGGACAAUGUGUUGAUUCCUGUACAUUCUACUACAUACGCACAGUUUGCCGUGGAGUACCCGUGGGUUGUACUGUACUUGGUCCCUUGCUACAGUUCCAACAGGCUCUGGGCAUCGAAGAAAAUGACUUGGCAUGGUAGCAGGACUGCGCCAGCCCCAAUAUUUCCCGACUGAAGUGUGAUAACCUUAGGUCCCUCUUCGUGAAGGAGAUCUAGAGCAUCCGCGAUAUCCGAGUCUCCUACCGUAACACUAACCCCGUAGGGUGAUUCAAGGGUCAUGAUGGAACUGGGAUCCGAUACCCGACGGCGGUGUCACCCCCCCGCAGCUCCCACGUCGA
Molecule: messenger RNA, 1972 nt
Organism: Chaetomium strumarium
Lineage: Eukaryota; Fungi; Ascomycota; Sordariomycetes; Sordariales; Chaetomiaceae
Exons: 3
Coding region: 120-1604 (494 amino acids)
Molecular function (GO): 4 iron, 4 sulfur cluster binding; FMN binding; NAD binding
Source: RefSeq, a predicted model, not a curated record